AUGGCGCAGUUCCUGACUCCUGAAUUGAAGCCGCUGGAUCUGUUUGACUUUGACUCGAUGAAAGAGUUCGACCUGAAGCUGGAGAGUGAGCCCAAUCAGACCUCCCCAGAGCCCAUCGCGAAGAUCACUACUCCAACAAAAGCCAAACCCGCGGUGUCCAGCAAAAACAAAGAAGAAAAACUGCCACGACCGCCAAACUCAUGGAUCCUCUAUCGCUCAGAUAAAAUUGUCGAGAUGAAGUCCCAGCAUAAUGGGUUGGCUCAAUGUCUGCUGAGCAAGGAAAUCGCGACUAGGUGGCGUAAUGAAUCACAAGAGGUUAAAAGCGAUUAUGAGAAAAAAGCUGAAGUCAUCAAAGCGGAGCAUGCCAUCAAAUAUCCAGACUACAAGUAUAGCCCGAAGAGAAGAAAGAUGGCCGAGACGAGCAAGGACGGACAAAAGAAGCUUAUCGAACCAGUCUCUCCACUUGGAAAGCGCAAAGAAUCGAGCUCCUCAUCCGGCCCGAAGAGCUCGGUCAGUAGGUCUAGAAAACGAAAGGCUUCUGGCCCAGCUGACAAUUCGAAGGCGAAAGAUGAGAGCAAACCAACGAUAAAUGUGGAGUGUGCAACAGAUAUCAAGCCUCUUUGCGGCCCUUCCGAGGUCGACGUUUAUGGCUCAUACCCACCGAAUGUGAAUGACCGAGAGAUUCAUCCUCAGGGCCCUUUUACCGCCGGUGAUUAUCAAGAAAGUAUGUCACCUUUAAGUCAGAGAUUAUCAACACCGGUCCAUGGAGGUCUUUCCGAAAAUCCCCUUCCUGCCGUCGCCGAUCAGCAAAGCGUUCACUUUUUACCCCGACGGGAAAUCAUCCCAGUCGCUCAGUCUCAAUCGGAAUGGCUGGAUUUCAGCCGAGUGGAUCCGCAACUGCAAUAUGACAACCCAUUGACAGCUUUAUCGGGACCAAGCUCUUCACUUUGGACGACUGCUGAGCUAAGCAACACAUUACUCCCGAACAGUGCUCCUCCUGUUCUCUCUUCUUCAACCAAUCGUCAGCAGCCUGCUAGCCCGAACCCCAUGGACUUUGGAUUUUUUCCAGGCCCAAAUCAUCUCGAUUUCAGCAGAGCGGAAAACGAUUGGGUAAACUCGAAUCCACAAAAUCAAUUCUAUGGAAGCUUUCUUCGCCAGCCAUUCGAAGGGUCGACUUAUCCUAGCUUCGGUCCGGCCCAGCAAAAUCUUUUGCGGGACGAGCUUCCGGAUUCAAAUUUCUUGAAUCAAUCCAACACAUUUUUUCCUAAUUAUUCUUAUUGA
This is a messenger RNA of Puccinia graminis f. sp. tritici CRL 75-36-700-3, 1281 nucleotides long. RefSeq lists its product as uncharacterized. Lineage: Eukaryota; Fungi; Basidiomycota; Pucciniomycetes; Pucciniales; Pucciniaceae. The record is from RefSeq and is a predicted model, not a curated record. The transcript is spliced from 2 exons. Gene Ontology annotation, molecular function: RNA polymerase II cis-regulatory region sequence-specific DNA binding; DNA-binding transcription factor activity, RNA polymerase II-specific. Gene Ontology annotation, biological process: anatomical structure morphogenesis; cell differentiation; regulation of transcription by RNA polymerase II. The coding region runs from base 1 to 1281 and encodes 426 amino acids.